This is a messenger RNA of Bursaphelenchus xylophilus (pine wood nematode), 255 nucleotides long. Lineage: Eukaryota; Metazoa; Nematoda; Chromadorea; Rhabditida; Aphelenchoididae. The record is from the annotation of a GenBank genome assembly.
AUGACUGUUGCUCCAACAUUCUCCGGCUCCGAUGACUUUUACCACCCUCGCCGCUCCAGCAACAACCUCAACAACGAGAUUGAGCAUGUCAUGCGAUUGAUGGCGAAUGCCUCAAUGCCGACGACAACACAUUCCACUGACAUCAACAACAACUACAUUGGGUCCGGCAAGGGUCAUAACAUGUUUGGAAGUACCCCUCCGGACCAGUGCUUGUAUAUCCACAUCCCCAAAGACAACAGGGGCGGUUUGUUCUGA